AUGCGCGCCCUUACUUUUUUCUUCACCUCGGCCUGGAUUGCAGGCACUCUAGCCUCCAAUGUCGUCGAAGUGACCUCAAAAAACUUUAACUCAAUUGUUGGACAAGGAAAACCUGCGCUGGUGGAGUUUUACGCGCCUUGGUGCGGACACUGCAAGAACCUUGCGCCCGUUUACGAGCAAUUAGCAGAUGCCUUUGCGUACGUUAAAGACAAAGUCCUUAUCAUCAAAGCGGAUGCAGACGGCGAGGCGAAAGAAAUAGCUGGAAAACAUGGCGUUACGGGCUUCCCCACGCUUAAAUGGUUCGGGCCCAACGAUGCGACUAAAUCGGAUCCCUAUGAUGGAGGGCGUGAAUUGAAUGAUCUUGCGGCAUUCGUUGAGAAGAAUGCUGGGGUAAAAUCGAAUAUCAAACCCCCUCCCCCUCCCGAGACCCUUCAACUUUCGUACCGCGAUUUUGAUGAUGUUGUGAUGGACCCCGAAAAUGACGUAUUGGUAGCAUUCACGGCCCCUUGGUGCGGACAUUGCAAAAACCUCAAACCCACAUUGGAGAAGAUUUCCAAGACAUUCAAGCCCGAUUCGAAAUGUAUUAUUGCCAACUAUGAUGCCGACAACGCUAUGAACAAGGACAUUGCCGCCAGGUACCACGUCAGGAGCUAUCCCACUAUCAAGUUUUUCCCUAAAGGCUCUUCGAACAAGGAGGCUGUCCCCUACGAUUUUGGUCGCUCGGAGGCCGACUUUGUCAAGUUCUUGAAUGAGCAUUGUGGAACUCAACGUGCCGUUGGCGGGGGGCUCAACGAACUUGCCGGUCGUCUCUCCUCAAUGGACACUCUUGCUCAGUCCUUCUAUUCGGCUGACAAGGCAGCUCGGGAGGCUAUCUUCUCCGAGGCCAAGGCUGCUGGAGAAAAUGCUUCAUAUUACAUCCGCGUUAUGGAGAAGCUCACCAGCACAGGCGAAGCUUGGAUUGAAAAGGAACUCAAGAGACUAGGCGGAAUCUUAAGCAAGAGGAGUAUGGCUCAAACCAAACUCGAUGAAAUUAAGAAAAAGGUUAAUGUCUUGAACGCUUUCCUCGAGAAGAAGGUUGAGGACGCCAAGGAGGCAGUUGAAGAGACUGCAGAAAAGGUCAAGGAGGAGUUAUAA
This is a messenger RNA of Rhizoctonia solani, 1134 nucleotides long. Its product is annotated as protein disulfide isomerase. The record is from RefSeq and is a predicted model, not a curated record. Gene Ontology annotation, molecular function: protein disulfide isomerase activity. Gene Ontology annotation, cellular component: endoplasmic reticulum. Gene Ontology annotation, biological process: protein folding. Lineage: Eukaryota; Fungi; Basidiomycota; Agaricomycetes; Cantharellales; Ceratobasidiaceae. The transcript is spliced from 10 exons. The coding region runs from base 1 to 1134 and encodes 377 amino acids.